AUGUUCGGGUCUGUCUCCCUGGCUGUGUGCGUGCCACUGCCCGCGCAGCUCAUGCUGCUGGAGUGCAAGGCGGACGGCUCCAUUGCGUACACACACACCUUCUUCCACUUGCACCCCACCGAAAGGGCGGCCGAGGAGGCGGCACGGCCGUUGGAUGCGGCUCCAUCCACCACAGGGCCGACCCCGCCCCCCACAGGGGCGAGUGAGCCUAACGCGGACAGCCCUGAAGCGCCCACAGCUGAUGUAACAUGUGGUAACCAGGCGAGGGGGAUGGAGAGGUAUGCAGCGGUGGCGUGGGUGGUGGACGAGGAGGGGCGAGUGCUGGUGGCGGCGGGCGGCGAGCUGGGUGUGGUGCGCAUCGUCGACUUCCACUCGCGCCGCCCCUUCAAGGUGUGCCAGCCGUGCCGCAUGGUUUGCAUGCAUGCUGGUGGUCAGUCUCUUGAAUCUUCGCAACACGACGCAUGCUCACACAGCUGGUGUGGGAUCGCCAAUUUCCUCCACUCCCCCCCUCCCACCUCUUCCUGCUCACAUGCCUGUUCCCUCGUACCGCCUUCUACUGCUCACGCUCCACCUCCCUCUAUAGCAGUGUCUCUUCCCGUCACUCCUUCUCACCAACACCCCUUCUCACUUGCAUCCCUGCUCGCUGUGCUGCUGCCCCCCAUGCGUGCCCUGCACGGCGUGCCAGGACACGUCGGUGUGGGUGUGGCAUGUGGGCAGCGCCGUGUGCUGCGCCAUCCUCCUGGGCCUCCACCGCACACCCGUGCUCUCCGUGGUGCGCCCACACGGGGGGGGAGGGGAGAGGGGAGGGGGGGGAGUGGGGCGUGGCGCAUGGCAGGGGGGUGGGGCGCAUGGCAGGGGGGUGGGGCGCAUGGCAGGGGGGUGGGGCGCAUGGCAGGGGGGUGGGGCGCAUGGCAGGGGGGUGGGGCGCAUGGCAGGGGGCAGUCAUGCUCCUUUUCCAUUUCCUUGUCUCUGCCUCUUUGUUUUCUCCGUGUCUCGCAUCUGCAUACAUCACUGCUUGGCCCGUUUGACCUGUUUGACCCGUUUGGCCCGUUUGACCUGCAUGAACCGUUUGACCCGUUUGACCUGUUUGACCCGUUUGACCUGCAUGACCCGUUUGAUCUGCAUGACCCGUUUGACCUGCAUGACCCGUUUGACCUGCUUGACCCGUUUGACCUGCUUGACCCGUUUGACCUGCUUGACCCGUUUGACCUGCUUGACCCGUUUGACCUGCUUGACCCGUUUGACCUGCUUGACCCGUGGGGGCAGGGCAGGACAGGUGAGUGGGACUUGGGAGGUGAGUGGGACCUGGGAGGUGAGUGGGACCUGGGAGGUGAGUGGGACCUGGGAGGUGAGUGGGACCUGGGAGGUGAGUGGGACCUGGGAGGUGAGUGGGACCUGGGAGGUGAGUGGGACCUGGGAGGUGAGUGGGACCUGGGAGGUGAGUGGGACCUGGGAGGUGAGUGGGACCUGGGAGGUGAGUGGGACCUGGGAGGUGAGUGGGACCUGGGAGAGCAAAUGCAUCUCAUGCGUGGGGCAGCGGAGUGGACGGGAAGGCCCUCUGACUUCCCCACCAAGCAAGUCGUCCUGCCGGGCUUCGUGGCAGCGAGGGUGCACGCAGCGCCAGUGCAGCAAGGCGCCACGUACGGGAGCCACUUUGUGUCAAUGUGCACGACAGGCGCAGUGCUGCUGUGGCGGUGGACCUUCAUGCCCGGGCUCGACAUAAAGGAGGGCACCUCUCAAACACUCCUCCACCUGCACACGCCUCCGCUCUCUGCUGCCCACCCACCCGCUGUUGACAACUCCACUCACAACGCACCCUCUCGUCCACGCCCCCCGCGCUUCGCCAUGACGGCAGCACGGCGCUUCCUCGCCCUCCGGAGCGGCACGAGUGAAGUGAAGGUCGUGAAAGUGGCCGACCCCUCACACCAGUUCAGCCUGCGCCCACCCACCAAAGCGCCAAUAAUAGCCCUUGCGCUUUCCCAUGAUGCGAGCAUCGUCAUCUGCUGCUGCGCCGAUGGCCAUCUGUACCGCUGGGACGUCAGCCCUCCGCAGGACGACCUCACAACCAUCGUGGAGGUCGUGCCAGACAGCGAGGAUGAGUUCUGA
Messenger RNA from Closterium sp. NIES-65, 2106 nucleotides. The record is from the annotation of a GenBank genome assembly. Lineage: Eukaryota; Viridiplantae; Streptophyta; Zygnematophyceae; Desmidiales; Closteriaceae.